AUGAAUUCUGCAGCAAUAUAUACCAAUAAUGAUCAUGAUAUAUCAUCAAUGGACAGAACUUCAGAUUGUUCUGAUAUUUCCAGCCCUCCAACUUCUAAUUCCUCAAUUUCAAGUGCUUUUGAAGAAACUUCGACCAUGAAACAUACUCACAUCACCCAUGAUAAUGGAAGCCGCAAUUUAACAUCUGUACAACAUGAAGAAGACAACAAUUUCUUCUUAACAAGUAUGGAGGUCAAAUCUGCAGUAAUUGAACUGCUGGUUGUAAUCCAUGAACCGUAUAGUAAUGUUAGAAUUUCCGAACCAAACGUUACUUCAUCGACUUUUCAUUCAACUAGCCACUCAGCUUUCAUACCAACACAGAAGCCUCCACUGCCCCCUCAAGUCAAAGCUUCGAAAGUUAAACAGCUUCAGCAAGAUAUAGAGAUUCCACUAAGAAACCCCAGUAGAAAGUUAUCCGGAUCCAAGAGGAAGCAAUAUAGACGACAAUCAAUGAGGUUUAAUAAAAACCGCAGAUUCUCUUUUGAAAUCAAUGCAGCUAAGAGAACAUCAUACAAGCGUAUGAGCCACGACUUUGAAAUUCCUUCUAGAAAUCCUUCUAGAAAACUCUUCAUUUCUAGAAAAUCAGAAGAUGUCCAUUAUUCCGAAGGGGAGGAGUUCUGUGCAGAAGAUGUACAAAAGGAAAUGUUUCAAUCAAUUUCAACGAACCUGUCAAACAAAGAAAAACAAGAAGAAGUAGGACAAGAAGAAGUAGGACAAGAAGACCAGCUGAUUCCUGAAAUCUUAAUUCAAAAUGAAGAAGUAGAACAGGUUUCAGAGAAAAAUAUAUCUGAUAAGAAAAUUGUGGAUCAAGUUGAAAAGAAGGGCAAACUGUCGUGGAGAAGCAAACUAGACGUAACACUAAGAAGUACAGGCAAGGGUGAUCAAACAAAGGCUAAUACAGCCCGUAACAAGUCACUAUUGAAACGUUCAUUUCUGAAAUUUCGAGAUUGGAGUAAUAGAACCAGAAGAGUUGAUAUAACAAAGUCUACAGAUACUUUGACAUUUGGAACAGAUGUAAAGCAGGAAGUAGAUGAAAGAGAAAUAAUGAUAAGUCCAGUGAAACAAAAGAAUGACUCCAAAGAGUGUCUAUUGAUUAAAUUAGAGGGACAGAAUUAUCCUUCCGAUCAUUUCUUAAAUACAUCUGAAACUUCUGAAGAUAACGAUGAAUUAACAGGUGCGUUAUUGUAUCUCUUAACAAAUAAUAAUAACAGCUCCAUAUUGACUCCCACUACGAGUGAAGAAGACGAUGCUAGUACUAUUGAUCUCAUGUCAUACUAUAUUUCGAAUAAGAAGAUUGCCAAUCUACAUAAUAGUGACGAUGAUAUUAGAAUAAAUAAACAUCUUGACUCUGGAACGGAAGCAGAUGCAGAAAAUGAAUCGGAUAUCGAACAACAAGAAAAGCAAGAACAAAAGCAAGAAAAAGUUAUAAGCCACGACAAUUUUGAUGCUGAUGAUGAAGAUGAUGAAAAUGACUCAGACCUUGAAAGUUAUAUCGAAGAGCAAGUUAUAAUUGCAGAAGUUAAUAAGAUAGAAGUAACCAGUAUCAGUCCCAAAUCCGACCGUAACCGGGAUGUUUUCGUUGAUGUGACUGUGAUUAACGAAGAUGAUGAAGAUACAGAAAAUGAGGCUAAUUAUCUUAGCAAUAUAGAUGAUGAUGAUAGCUACUACUUUGACACCAGACCCACCAGUCGGACUUCAUUCCCCGGAUAUUCUGUCGCAUGA
Scheffersomyces amazonensis is the source of this 1761-nucleotide messenger RNA. RefSeq lists its product as uncharacterized. The coding region runs from base 1 to 1761 and encodes 586 amino acids. Lineage: Eukaryota; Fungi; Ascomycota; Pichiomycetes; Serinales; Debaryomycetaceae. The transcript has a single exon. The record is from RefSeq and is a predicted model, not a curated record.